AUGCCUUUCUUUGCCUAAAAGUGAAGCUUUUUUAUGCGCAAGACAAAUUACAUAUUCUUAGUAUGUGAUCGGAUUAAAGAAAAAAUGAAGUGCAAUAAGCAUAAAUACCUAAAUCUGGAAGCCCCACCCUUGCAAAAUCGGAAGUUGGACUUCCAUCUAUUUCUGGUGUAAACUUUGAACUCAGAAGGCAAGGCAGAGAGAGAAGGAGGGUGAGGGAGACGGGGGAGUUCAAAGCGGAGCCGUUCAUUCAUCGCUUGCUCGGCUUUGAUUGUUGGGGGGAAGAUGUCUUCAAAACGUGAAUCUAGGAAGAAAAUUGGCGAAAAUUCUGGAAGUGGGAAGUUAUUAAAUGACAUUGAAACCAUCAGUAAAGCCUUACAUCUGGAUAAAACCCAGCCCAGAUUAUUAAUGUCUACUGUGAGCAGUCGUUCCAAAUCAAUUGGAAAAGCUGACUUACCUGAAUCAAAACCCAAAACGAAGGCCACCAACAAGGAUUUGUUAGAGAAGGACUCUAAGAAGUCCAUUUGGAGUUGGAAGGGAAUUAAGGCAUUAGCCAAUGUUAGAAACCGGACAUUCAAUUGUUGUUUCACCCUCCAAGUUCACUCCGUUGAAGGCUUGCCGGUGAUGUUCGAUGGCCUUAAACUAGUUGUGCACUGGAAGAGACGAGAUGGAGAGAUGAUGACUCACCCAGUUCGGGUUCUUCAAGGGGUAGCUGAGUUUGAAGAACAGUUGACGUAUUCAUGUUCUAUUCACGGGAGUGGAAAUGGGCCGGACCAUUCUGCAAAAUAUGAGGCUAAGCAUUUCUUGUUGUACGUUUCUGUUUACAGUUAUCCUGAAAUGGAUUUAGGGAAGCACCGGGUGGAUCUCGCCAGAUUACUGCCACUUACUUUAGAGGAAUUGGAAGAUGAGAAGAGCUCUGGAAAGUGGACUACUAGUUACAGGUUAUCAGGGAAGGCUAAGGGCGCAAAUGUAAAUGUAAGUUUUGGGUAUUAUGUACUUCAUGGAAAUGAUUCUACCAAGCAGGAAGUUUGUGAGAAGCAGACAACCUUAGAAAGGCGUCCCAGGAGCCUGCCAGCAACUUCUGCUGCUUCAAAAUGGUCGGCUGAAGACAUAAAGGAUCUUCAUGAGGUUUCUGUGUCAAUGUCAGACCUGUCUGAGUCAGUGAAUGUGCUUUACAGGAAACUUGAUGAAGAGAAGUUAGAUGUAUCAUCAGUUAAUGAGAAACCUGAGUCUGAUGUAGCGACGAAUGAUGAUUCAGAGUCAUUAAAACCGGAUUUAAAGAAAAACUCUGAAAAUGAAUGUGAAAUUGGCAAGUUUUCCUUUAUGGACCAACCAUUAGAACUUUCUUUUAAGGAACAGGAAAAACAAGAAACUCAAAUUGUUGAUUCUGUAAAAGGCUGUCUUGAAUCUGACAAUUCUCUUGAGGUCUCUAUUGAAGAAAUCUUGCCUGGAGAAAUCAAAGAUGAAUUUUAUGAAUGUGAUUUGGAAGUCAAAGAUCAGAGUAAAUGCACCAAAGAAUCAAUUAUGGACGAAUUGGAUUCUGCAUUGGCCAUCCUCUCAAACAUUGAAAAUGAAGGGUCAGAUUCCCAAUAUGACAGUGAAAUAUUAAAUCAAGAAAGUUAUACACCAGUCAAGAAAGGGAAAUCCCACAGCCUAGAUGAUGUGACACAAUCCGUGGCCACUGACUUUCUUGACAUGCUUGGUAUAGAGCAUAGCCCGUUCGGCAUUAUGAGUUCUGAAAGUGAGCCGGAUUCACCCAGAGAGCGGCUAUUGAGGCAAUUCGAGAAGGAUGCUCUUGCCACAGGCUGUUCCUUGUUUAACAGUGGUGAAAUAGAUAUUAGGAAUUCUAUUGAGGACUUUGAUUUCUUCCCAGCCGCCGCUGAGUCUUAUAAUGUUCCUACACCACCUAAGAUAGAAACAGAGACAAGAAACAGAACAAAGGCAUCUAUGUUGGAGGAUCUGGAGACAGAGGUUUUGAUGCACGAAUGGGGUCUCAAUGAAAGAGCUUUUCAUCAUUCCCCUCCUAAAAGCUCAGGUGGAUUUGGCAGCCCGAUUGACGUACAACCACAUGAUGAUGCUGAUGGAUUACCCUCUCUUGGAGAAGGGUUAGGUCCCUUUCUUCAGACCAAAGACGGAGGCUUUCUACGUUCGAUGAACCCCGGUCUUUUUAAUAAGACGAAAAGUGGUGGGAAGCUGAGCAUGCAGGUGUCUAAGCCGGUGGUGGUCCCAGCAGAGAUGGGGUCUGGUGUCAUGGACAUAUUGCAGCAUUUGGCUGCCAUUGGUAUUGAGAAACUAUCAAUGCAAGCUAAUAAGUUGAUGCCGUUGGAAGAUAUAACUGGGAAGACUGUGCAACAAAUUGCUUGGGAGGCAACUUCCACCUUGGAAGGAUCUGAAAGACAUGGGGAAUUUGAUGCAAGCCAAAGCAUGUCAAGUGCCUCGGAGGCAAUUAAAGGGAAUCUGCAUGAGUAUGGCCGACGGUCUAUCGGAAACAAACAGGAAGCAGAAUACCUUUCCCUGGAAGAUGUUGCUCCUUUGGCCACUGACAAAAUCGAAUCCCUUUUAAUUGAGGGUUUGAGAAUACAAUCGGACAUGUCAAACGAGGACGCACCUUCCAACAUAACCCCCCCACAGCCAGCUUUUGAGGGUAUGGUCAGUUUCGGCGGGUCCACUGGUCUGGAAGGAGUGGGUGGGUUACACCUUCUCGACAUCAAAGACGCCGCUACCUGUGAUGACAAAGAUGACAUAGAUGGGUUGAUGGGGCUGUCUUUAUCCCUUGAUGAGUGGAUGAAAUUAGAUUCUGGAGAGAUCUACGAUGAGGAUGAAGUCACCGAACGUACCUCGAAGCUGCUCGCGGCUCACCAUGCUACUUCGAUGGAGCUGAUACGCGGAGGAUCAAAAGGACGCGGCAGUAAGGGAAAGAGGAAGUCGUUCGGUUUGUUGGGGAACAACUUCACAGUGGCAUUGAUGGUUCAGCUCCGCGAUCCUUUGAGAGACUAUGAGCCGGUUGGACGACCCAUGCUUGCCCUUGUUCAGGUGGAAAGAGAAUUCCUGCCACCUAAGCCUAGGAUCUACUCUUCCGUGUACGAACUUAGAAGCAAUAACAAUGGUGGAGAUGGAGAAAAAGACGAGAAAGAAGAAGAAAAAGAAGAAAAAGAAGAAGAAAUGGUAGCAGUUUCUGGAAUUUUGAAAGAGGAGGAACAACAUUUAGUGCCGCAGUACAAAAUAACAGAAGUGCAUGUUGCAGGAUUAAACAGUGAUGAGGGAGUUAAGAAGAAAAAGCCAUGGGGGUGGGGGUCCACGACUCAGCAACAGAGUGGGUCUCGUUGGUUGCUCGCCAAUGGGAUGGCAAAGAAGAACAACAAACACCCAAUUCUGAAGUCAAAAGGUGGUGGAGGUGGUGGUAAUAAAGGGGCAGCUUCUUCAAAUCCAGGGGGGACAACGAUUACUGUAAAGCCCGGAGAAACUCUGUGGAGUGUCUCGUCCCGUGUGUAUGGAACGGGGAGUAGAUGGAAGGAGAUUGCUGCUUUGAAUCCUCAUAUCCGGAAUCCUAAUGUCAUCAUCCCAAAUGAAACAAUCAGAUUGAUGUAGCAAGGACGAAGGUGUAAUGAUUUUGCAAAAUAAACAAAGGCAAGCUGCAUGGGAGAUAUUAUGAAUUGAUAGGCCUUCAUCUGGGAAAGAUGGAUUGAGUGAUAGGUUUCGUUUGUUUCGGGAAACAAUUUGUGGUCAUUAUUCUUUUGGCCCUUCUGCACAUGCAUUUUGAAUAUGUUUUUUUUUGGGUUGCAAGAAAAAGUGUAUGCCGCUCUGGUGUUUAUCAUUAUUUCAGAAUGUUAAUACAUGCUUGUAUUAUUGAAAAAAUAUCCAUUUUUUGUCAUUAUUUGCCUGAACCUUAAAUCUUUUGAAAUUUGUUGAGGUGCUUGUUGUGGUGGACAAAUAAACUUGGUUUGGUUGAUGCUACUUCUAUGGAC
Molecule: messenger RNA, 3962 nt
Organism: Cuscuta europaea
Lineage: Eukaryota; Viridiplantae; Streptophyta; Magnoliopsida; Solanales; Convolvulaceae
Source: the annotation of a GenBank genome assembly